Molecule: messenger RNA, 909 nt
Organism: Leptosia nina
Lineage: Eukaryota; Metazoa; Arthropoda; Insecta; Lepidoptera; Pieridae
Source: the annotation of a GenBank genome assembly
AUGGUUCGGGACGAUUUUAGCAAAUGUGAUUCCAAUGUUCGUUUAGAUGGAAAAGUAGCCCUCGUUGCAGGAGCUACCUCAGGUCUCGGAUUCGAAACUGCAAAAAAUUUCGCAAGUCGCGGUGCUAAAGUCAUAAUUGCAAGCAGGAAUCCAGAGAAACUUGAAAAGGCACGAAUUGACCUGGUGAAAUCUUCAAAAAAUGAGAACAUCUAUACGAAACAAGUAAACUUUGAGUCUCUUUCAUCGAUAAGGAAUUUAGUCAGGGAGACAUACUUGUCGGAGCCAGCACUAGACAUUCUUGUCAAUAAUGUUGGGACUAUUGGAUUGGAGGACAAAUUGACGGUUGACGGACUACAUGUGAUGAUGCAAGUCAAUUAUUUUGGUGCGUUUCUUUUGACCUUUCUCCUGUUCCCGUUAUUAAAAGCGUCGGCGCCCAGCAGAGUCAUUAAUGUCUCUUCUUCAGGGCUACUUCUUGGAGACAUAAACUUGGAGCACAUGAAUGACGUAGGUCGAUAUUUUGACUUCGGUUUCUAUUGUAAUGCGAAGUUAGCUGUUGUACUAUUUUCUAUAGAAAUGAAUAAGCGGGUGAAAGACAGUGGUGUUCAAGUAUUCAGCAUGGAUCCAGGAUUAAUCAAGACAAAGUUUUUCAGGAAUUACGAUGACGGCUUUUGGAAGACAGUUUUAAAUGGAGCGUUAGCAAUAUUUGGAAGACCAGCUCAUAGGGUCGCAACUUUGCCUGUGUAUUUGGCUUCUGAUUCGAAGCUAGACAGUUUAAAUUCAAGACAUUUUAGAGAUUGUGUAAGCUUCUAUAGCACGUGGUACGCUAACGAUACCGUACUUACAAAAAGGUUGUGGAAAAAGUCUAAAGAAUUGGUUAAGAUAACACCUACAGAAGAUUGGGAAAGCUAA